Molecule: messenger RNA, 3562 nt
Organism: Syngnathus typhle (broad-nosed pipefish)
Lineage: Eukaryota; Metazoa; Chordata; Actinopteri; Syngnathiformes; Syngnathidae
Gene: mis18bp1
Product: MIS18 binding protein 1
Exons: 16
Coding region: 83-3454 (1123 amino acids)
Source: RefSeq, a predicted model, not a curated record
CUCCGCCCAAUGGCGGUCGUUUAAAUUUUAAGCUAGUCCUUAGCAACGUCAACCAGGCGAACACACAACUUUUAAAGCAACCAUGGCGUCGUAUCAAUGUGCCUUACAAUGUCCACACACUCUGUACCAAUCUCCGGCUAAGGUAUUUGCUAAACUUAAAAAGAAAGUACAGGACGGAGAACAAACGACGUGUGGAGUUGGACAAUACGCAACGCAAAUGACAACAGGUUGGAGCGGAAGAGACCAUUUCUGGGACUUGAAUGAACUCCAGCACAAGUUUGGUGAGGAAGAGGCUUUGACUAUUUCGCCAAUAAAAAGUCCCCAAAAAAGCGAUGGCUAUUCAUACGCAAUGGAGCUCCCAGAUACAACCAACGCGUUACAUCGAUUCAAAUCACCAAUGGGACGAUUUUUGGAGUCGACGUAUGAACCUCGCGUCUGCACGGACCCACAUUCAACAAGAGACCCUCGACAGAUUAUUGACAAAAACGUCGCGAAUGAAAUCUCUCCUACUGACUCCUGCAUGCCUUCAGUGUCCAGUUUUUCCCCUGCGAGGAAGAAACUACGGAAAAGAAAAGCAGAGGAGACGAACAUGAUUUUCUGCGAUGCAAAUGUCACAUCAGAAAUCGAAGAUGACAGCAUUGACACAGUUGGCCAUCGGUGCACCCCAAAGAAAACAAGCGAGAUGGAAAGUUGCAGAGUCUCUUUGGAACGACUCAUGUCUCCUGCUAAGAUAUUCGCUUUCAUGAAAGAGAAGGUAAGCAGAAGAGAGAGAGAACAAGACAACAGAGACUGCCAAGAACCAGGUGAACCCCCUGAUGGAGUUGGAUGUCAGAGGCUGGAAAUUGGGCCAGGAGUCUCCCAGGAGUUUGCAGACAACCAGUCAGAAACACGUCAUCCCGAAGAGGACUCUCCCCUCAAUGUCACGUCGGAGAGUAUUUUGUUCGAUCCCAUCCUCCUCAACGAGCCCUCCAUCUGCAUUCCAAAGAAACACAGCUCACUGUUCAAGAACAAGCAAAAGGAAAACUUGACAAAAAUACCCUAUGAGAAUGCUAUUAAUCUUAAAGAGUGGUUCCUGAGGAGGAAUCAUAAUGGCAUAUUUGUGGAAGGAAUCCGCAUGGAGAACAGGACACCGUGGAACAGCAACAUCAUUGUGGAGAGAAUUUCCAGCACUGUGUUGAAAACGUUGUCUGGCAACGUUUACAUCUUGGUGGGGAAGAUGAAUCUGCACAUGAAGACUGACUUUCCCCGCUGGCUUUUGAGGUUGUUUGCCCAUGGAUUCCCUGCAAAUUGGAAAGCGCUUUACCACAAGUUUUUGGCGGAAUUAAAAGACAACAGGAGCAAAGUAAACACUGUAAAGGCAAGUAAAACAACAGAGAAGUCUGCUCCCGCCCCAACAAUAAAAAGACACAAGGAAGCGCCUGUCCAGAAGACGAACACCAGUGCGUUUUUCCAAAAAGUGACCCGGAGCGGGCGGACGAUCAAACCACCCCUGGAAUACUGGAAAGGAGGCAGGAUCUUCCUGGAUGCAGACUUUAAUACUACCAUCUAUGACAAUUACAACAGCCUUAGCCUCAACUCCGAUGUUUCAAAAGUGGUGCCUGAGGCAAAGUCUAAAAAAACUACCCAGGCUAUUCCUCUCAGCGAUAAAGGUCACACACAAAGCGAAUCCAGCAGAGAUAGCGUUCCGUCGGCGACACCAAAAAGAGACAAGAGGCCGCAAAGUCAAAGUCUACCUGAAGCGAAUCACUCUGCUUCACCCAAAGUAGCAGUGAAGAGGCCGAGCCGCCACGCCGUCAAUGAAGAGUCGAAAAAUGACAAUGCGCUACCGUCCAGUCAACCCAAGAAGCUCCCCCAACAGCGGUCCAAAGCAAAGCCGUGCAAUGCUCCUCUGAAAAAUGGCAAUGCGCUACCGUCCAGUCAACCCAAGAAGCUCCCCCAACAGCGGUCCAAAGCAAAGCCGUGCAAUGCUCCUCUGAGGAGGUCAGCGAGAAAAAACACCCCCCUUCAGUUAUCCACCGCUAAUGAAAACUCACUCGCGUCUGAAGAUGAGCAGUCGCGGGACAAGGAGGAAAGGCGAAGCAAUCACGCUGCUAGCGCCCAUGAGAACACAAGACCCAAACCCCAAAAGUUCCCCAGGAAGGAGUCCAAAAAGAAAGCACUUAAAUCUCCUGCGUUAAAUAAGUCAGAAAUAAAGCUCGCUUCACAGUUGUCUGCUGAUAAAGAAAUAUUAGAAGAGGAGCAGGCGCUUUCUGCAUGGAGGAAAAAACAGGACAAGAAGGGGCAUCCGUCGCCAAGUCAUUCCCAAAAUCUCCCGGUACAAGAGCCCAAAAGGAGGCGGGGGAGAAAACGGCCCCCGCCUCGCUUUUAUGCUCAGGAGGAGGAGGUGCAGGAGAGGCCAAGUCCUCACACCAGCGACUCCAGUGAUCAGUCAGACAUUGAGAACACAUCGCCAUCCAAAAAGACUUCCCAAAAGGGGUCCAAAACCAAGGGGUCCAAAACCAAGGGGUCCAAAACCAAGGGGUCCAAAACUAAGGGGUCCAAAACCAAGGGGUCCAACACUCCUCCAUCGAGAAGAGAGGAGGCAGUGAAGCGAAGCAAAAGGAAGCCCAGAAAGCAAAACAGGAACCCGAAUCGCGACAGCGCCAAACUCACGUCGCCCGCAAAGUUGACGCAAUCUAACAAGAAAGUCAGCCCAAGGUCCACUGAAUCUCCUCAAGCCCAAGAUGAGGAUCAGUGGACACAAGAUGAGGAGGCAAAAUUACAGCAGGCUUUGUCCAGGUGUUUUCUGUCCUCUCCCACGGCAUUCUGCUGGGAGAAUGUGGCCACGAUGGUCGGCACGCGCUCGGCAGAGGAGUGCUACUACAAGGACAUGGCCUUGCGAGGCUGCCACGUUCCGGGGAGCAGCACCGGGAAAAAACAAAAGAAAAAGGCGGAACCGCCAAAACCCACAGACUGUCCCGUCAUAUCAGCAGGCAUCGGGACCUUCAAGAGAAAACAGCAGGUGCGGCAGUUCCUGGAGACCAUGCCCCGAGAGAAUACCGACGACGCCUUCAGCGCACCGCACAAUGAGGGCUUUGAGUUCCCGCCCUUGUGUUUGGAUGGAACGCAGGACUUCCACCUGGAGCCCAUGUCGCCGAGUGCGCUGCAUUUCUCUCAAGCGAAGACUCCUCGCUGUCGUCACGCCUCUCCCGGAGUGAUGCAUUCUACAAACAUGCUCCAUGGGGACAAGCUCGUCUUUAACCUACAGAAAGCCAUAAAACAAACUCGGGUCAACGGCUGCAAAAAAGUUCCAGCGAAGAACGUUGCUCCCCCACCAUCAGUCAAACGAACAACGAAACCAAUUAAAAACUUAGGAAACGAUUCCAUUUUCAUCCAGGAGUUGUUUUCAAUGAAACCUGCCACGUUGCUUGACAGUGGGGAAGAAGAGGACUUUUACUUCUCCGACAGUGACUGAAACCAAUUGACAUUAGACAUAAUUGUAAAGAUGUAAAUGAAAUAUAUCCAUGGCAAAUGUUUGUUUUAAUCGUAUUUCAUUAAACAAAAACCUACCUUUUUUCCUGUA